CCGACAUUUGCUUUCAAUUCCGGUCUCAUGACGAACAACCAGCUCACCGUUCAAACAUGUCACGUUCUCAACGAACACUUUUGUUCGCCAUUUUGUUUGACUGACAGGUGACGUUUGCUGCUGCGUUAUUUUUGCUUAACUUUCAGUGACGUCAUGGAAACCACGCUAAGUAUGAAGAAGAAGAAGAAGAAAAAGAUGCGUUCGAAGACCGGGUUGAAAACGCCCAAACAUCUGAAAAAGACCUACUGUUUGUUGUGCUCUGUAUUUCACUUCAAGUCUGAGGCUUUGGAUCAUGUGCACAGUAUCCAGCAUCACCAAGAGAUGGACAACUUUUUGGGGACGGUUUCGUGCCACCAUUGCCAGGCGUGCAACAAGUUUUGCAUGCUUCUGGACGAGUUUGCUCAGCACAUCUUCACCCCUCAACACAGAGCCAACCUCGUGAUGCUCAAGGCCAGAAUGGUGCAGCCUUUUGGGCUGUCGCAGAUUAUUGAUGCAGCCACCAUGGCGAAGCUGAAGCAGAGGAAUAGGAAGUGCAGGAGCAGGCGGGCAAAACUCAGAAAGAAAAUGUGCACACAUGUUCAGACCUUUCAAACAAGGAACAGCCAUAGAGAUGAUGGUUUUGCUUGUGUUGAAAAUAAGACGAUCCUCCCUCAAGGAACAGAAGCAACUCCAGAGAAGCCGGGAAAACAGUCCGCGCCUGCUGACAGCUCUUCUGUUCAUAGCGUGCAGAGCAGAAGGGAGACUCAUGACUUCUGCUAUGAUCAUAGCCUCUGUGCCACAUACAGCAAAGGGCAUGUCUUCCGGCAAAACGGAGAUUCAAUUGAUCUUACGAGUGAGGAUCUUCCUGAGGAUGAAGGUCUCCUCCUCAAGGAUUCCGGAGUGGAGCCAAAGGCAGUGUCCGACGCCCCUGUAGCAUCAACGCCCAUGCACAAUGUGGGCGAAAUGCUGUGGCAAAUCCGACGGGAGCUGGGUGUGAGAGAGCCAUGCCGGGCCGACCGUGAAGCACGGAAGAAGAAUCCAGAGUGGACUGUUCAGAAGGCAGCUGAGAUUCCCCGCAAGAAGGUUCCACCUGCUUCUCUGGGGUCGGCACAAGUCAGAACUGCGGUGACAGAGAAUAAGGCGGAGCCACAGCGGAGCAGCAGACGGACAUCGUACGCUUCAGACAGAACGGAAAUGGUGCCGUCAGUGAGAGGCAAUAUAACUAGCACCCAACUGAAGGAGAAGGAGUCAAGCUAUGAACUGCAGAACUUCAUGACCUCUGGAGGGAAGCAGAAUCCGUCCUGGUCUGAGAUAUAUAAUCAGCUCAAAAGAAGCAAGCAGAAGAAGCUGAGAUUGGGACGUAAAGUGGUGACUCCACAACCUGAACCACCAGUGCAGAUAGAAGACGACGCUGAGCUGCCACUCUCAGAGGGAUUCCAAUGGGAGUCGAUUCCAGGUAGUCCAGUGGAACCGGACCCUCCAGCUCAGGACCUUGUCAAUGAACCCCCACCUUCGGAGACUGCAUCACCACCGAGGGCCGUGGAGUCGGCAACCAUGGAGCCGGUCACCGUGGAGCCGGCAACCGUGGAGCUGGAGAACAUUGAACAGUGUGAAAACGCCAGUCAAACUGUUGCAGCGGAUGUGAAAACAGAACAACCACUGAGCGAGUCCCAGGUGAAAGAAGAGAGAAACUGUGAGGAGAGAAGACACGGCUCUCAGGCUGGCAGGGAUCCAAAUGAAAAGACGAUGAAAACGGAGUCCAACAAUGAACCGAGCCGAAUGGACCAGCUCCUGGCGGUGUCUCUGCGUGAGGAGGAUUUGAGUAAAUCACUGGACAAGGUGGAGAGGUCUCUGGAAGUUGCCCGGCAUGUUCUGCAAGCUGCUCAUGAAAAAGUCCAGCAGCUUCUUCUGCUCAAGGCUCAGUUUUCCACUGAAGUCAGCUCUCUGAGAACCAAACGUAUCAAGAUCCUACAGGGGAUGAAAGAAGGCUCCCCGGGAGAUAAUGCUUCAGCCACUGCUGUGGUGGUUGAUAAUGAUGAUACCAAGCCUCAUCUCACUCACACUCCACUCAAACCAGAGACCUGCCAGCCAGCAGCCGGAAGUCCCAACAUCCACCAUCCGUCGCCUCUUCCAGCUCCCGCCGCCGCCUCCUCCGUCACUCCCAUGCACCCUUCACCCGAGGAGCCAGGAAGCGUGGUGUCAGAUGAGGUAAUCUUUGUGGAUGUGGUGUCUAAAGGAAGGAAGAGAUCCGCUCCUCGUCCUCUCACCCGAGGUGUUGAGUUUGUUGAGGAGACACCAUGCGAGUCUGUGGUCAUCAUUGAUGAGUCAGAUCAAGAGGACUCACUGGGGGUGAAGGCAAACAUCCCAGUUCCUCAGGAAGUGAAGCAGGAGAACGUCGAGGCCAAGAUUCCUAAAUGUGAGCCAUCAGCUGCAGCUUCACAAGUGCCGGUGAUCCCCGUUGAGACGUUAGCCGUUGGAGCGUUUCAGUGCCACAGCGAUGCUGUUCACGCCCUGCAAGUCCACAACGGGCUUCUGUUCACCGGUUCGGCUGACAACACAGCUCGAGCCUACAGCCUCACGAGCAAGGACAUGGUGGCGGUUUUUGAAGGGCACACGGACAAGAUCAACGCUCUUGUGGUGUCCAGUUUCCUAAAUCUUCCUGCUCGACUCUACACCGGCUCCAGUGAUCAGACCGUGCGCUGUUGGAGCUUGAAGACCAACAAGUGUCUGGAGGAGAUCCAUUUGCCCGACGGGGUUCUGUGUCUGCACAGCGCCUGGAAUGUUCUCUUCAUCGGGCUCGGUAACGGCUCUGUCGUCAGUUUAGAUCUGAGGACGCAGAAGCCGCUGGACGUGUUCGACUGUCACGGUCCGAGAGGCAUCAGCUGCCUGGGGACCGCUGUGGAAGGAGCUCGGCGCCUCUUGCUGGUGGGUUCGUACGACAGCACCAUCAGCAUACGUGACGCUAGGAACGGGCUGCUGCUGCUGCGUUCGUUGAAGGGACACGCCAAGACUGUCCUCUCUAUGACGGUGGUUAAUGACCUGGUCUUCAGCGGUUCAAGUGACUCGGCAGUUAAAGUGCACAACAUCCACGUGAGUCGUAGCAUUAUGACCUCUGGAUCAUUGUUCAGAUUUUGUCUUAUAAAAAUGAAAUAUUUGCUCCAUCCUGUGUGGCAGUGGUCAGUAGCCCCCACUGUGUUUCCAGAAAGCUCAGGAUUUAACCAUGAUUUACCAUUAUACAAGUCUGAUGGUCUUAACCUUCUUGAGGCUACUGUUUCCCCUUCACAUGAUCCUUUCAGUCCGGUGAGCCCGUGCGCUCCUACAAGGGCCACACUCAGGCCGUCACAGCCAUCGCCGUCCUCGGUCAGGUGAUGCUCACCGCCUGCAUGGAUCAGUGGGUCAGAGUUUUCGACCUCCAUUCCCAUGAGCGCCUGCAGGUGUACGCCGGCCACUCGGACAUGUUGAUGUGCAUGGUGGUCCAUGACAGCGUGAUCUACACUGGGUGUCAUGACGGAUCCGUCCAGGCCGUGCUGCUGAACCUGAGACAGAACCACCGCUGCUGG
Molecule: messenger RNA, 3539 nt
Organism: Synchiropus splendidus (mandarinfish)
Lineage: Eukaryota; Metazoa; Chordata; Actinopteri; Syngnathiformes; Callionymidae
Gene: znf106b
Product: zinc finger protein 106b
Exons: 17
Coding region: 154-3348 (1064 amino acids)
Cellular component (GO): cytosol; membrane
Molecular function (GO): SH3 domain binding; zinc ion binding; RNA binding
Source: RefSeq, a predicted model, not a curated record